Messenger RNA from Jaculus jaculus (lesser Egyptian jerboa), 2409 nucleotides. Its product is annotated as 25-hydroxyvitamin D-1 alpha hydroxylase, mitochondrial. The transcript has 9 exons. The record is from RefSeq and is a predicted model, not a curated record. NCBI's taxonomy places the organism in Eukaryota, Metazoa, Chordata, Mammalia, Rodentia, Dipodidae. Bases 44 to 1570 code for a protein of 508 amino acids. Gene Ontology annotation, molecular function: oxidoreductase activity, acting on paired donors, with incorporation or reduction of molecular oxygen; monooxygenase activity; heme binding. Gene Ontology annotation, biological process: C21-steroid hormone biosynthetic process; cellular response to peptide hormone stimulus; cholesterol metabolic process. Gene Ontology annotation, cellular component: mitochondrial inner membrane.
CUCCCGAGAAGUGCUCUCUUGAGCGGGCUCCCUGAAUUUAACCAUGACCCAGACUGUUAAACUGGCCUCCAGAGUGUUCCACGGAAUCCGCUGGUCUCCACGGUUGAUUGCCUCCCUGGGUUCGCGAGGCUCCAAUUCAGCCCUCCCAAGCUUGAGGGGCAUCCCGGGUCCCUCCAUGCCUAGCUUCCUGGCUGAACUUUUCUGCAAAGGGGGGCUGUCCAGGCUACAUGACCUGCAGGUGCAAGGCGCUGCGCGCUUCGGGCCAGUGUGGUCGGCCAGCUUCGGUACACUGCGCACGGUGUACGUGGCCGCCCCCGCACUGGUGGAACAGGUGCUGCGACAGGAGGGUCCUUGUCCCGAGCGUUGCAGCUUCUCCUCUUGGGCGGAGCACCGUCGCCGCCACCAGCGGGCUUGCGGGCUGCUCACCGCGGAAGGUGGGGAAUGGCAGCGGCUCCGCAGCCUCCUGGCCCCUCUGCUCCUCCGGCCUCCAGCGGCCGCGGGCUACGCUGAGACCCUGGACAGUGUGGUCCGUGACCUUGUGCGACGACUCAAGAGCCAGCGAGGACGUGGCACCGGCCCGCCGAACCUGGUUCGGAACGUGGCAGGAGAGUUUUACAAGUUUGGACUGGAAGGCAUAGCCGCGGUUCUGCUGGGGUCGCGCCUGGGCUGCCUGGAGGCCGAAGUACCCCCGGACACAGAGACCUUCAUCCGUGCAGUAGGCUCGGUGUUUGUGUCCACGCUGCUGACCAUGGCGAUGCCCAGCUGGAUGCACCGUCUUGUGCCCGGGCCCUGGGACCGUCUUUGCCGAGACUGGGACCAGUUGUUUGCCUUUGCCCAGCAGCACGUGGAGCAGCGAGAGGGUGAGGUGACCAUGAGGAGCCCGGGAAAGCCUACGAAGGGCCCGUCGUCUGGGCCUCACCUAACCUACUUCCUUUUUCGGGAGAAAUUGCCUCUUCAGUCCAUCGUGGGGAAUGUGACAGAGCUGUUACUGGCUGGAGUGGACACGGUCUCCAACACGCUCUCCUGGGCCCUCUACGAGCUCUCUCGACACCCUGAAGUGCAGUGCGCACUCCACUCUGAAAUCACAGCUGCCCUAGGCCCUGGCUCCUGUGCCCGCGUCCAAUCCACUGCUCUGUCUCGGCUGCCCCUGUUGAAGGCUGUGGUCAAGGAAGUGCUAAGAUUGUACCCUGUGGUACCUGGAAAUUCCCGUGUCCCAGACAAAGAUAUUCAUGUGGGUGACUAUGUCAUCCCUAAAAAUACACUGGUCUCUCUGUGUCACUAUGCUACUUCAAGGGACCCUUCCCAGUUCCCAGAGCCAAAUUCCUUUCAUCCAGCUCGUUGGUUAGGGGAGGGUCCAGCCCCCCACCCUUUCGCAUCUCUUCCCUUUGGCUUUGGCAAGCGCAGCUGUAUGGGGAGACGUCUAGCAGAGCUGGAGCUGCAAAUGGCUUUGACUCAGAUCUUGACACAUUUUGAGGUGCUGCCUGAACCAGAUGCUCCCCCAGUCAGACCCAUGACUCGCACUGUCCUGGUACCUGAGAGAAGCAUCAAUCUACAGUUUGUGGACAGAUAGUUCUGUGGACAGAGGCUGCCAUCAUCACUCUUUCUGUUCAGCUAGAGCUCUCCUUAUUAGGCACAGGACAAAAGUCAGGCCUCACCCCCAAGACCCGUAUAUCUGAGCAAACUGCAGGAAGCAGGCCUAAUCCAUGUAAAGAACAUAGUUGGCCUGACUCAGUGGGUCCUGAAAAAACCAUGGUCCCUUCUUCUGCACAGUGCUUCUCUUGAUCAUCCCUCAAGGAUCCGGAUCAGAUUUGAACCUCUCACUCAAGGACAAAUUCAGAUGCUAAUAAUCCUCGGUGGCCUGAGGAAGGAUCCAAUAACCACUGGUUUUCACCGGUGCUGCUAGCUAAGCAUUUAUCACAACAUGAGCUAAGUGUGUAUCUGCUCGGCCCCUGGUUGGUUCUCAAGUGACAGGAUGAGGCCUAUUGCUUACUGUUUUGUUGUUGUUGUUUUUUGGUUUUUGGUUGUUGUUUGUUUGAGACAGCCCAGACCUGGAACCCUUGCCUCAUCUUCCCUAGUGCUUGGAUUACAGAUAUGAGCCACCACCCUUAGCCUUAUUUGACCUUUAUAUCCCUGUCCAGGUGACACCAUACACACCUUCAGAUUGAACCUGGCAGAAGGAUGCACAGUUUACCAGGCUCUGUUCCCUUCCUUCUUUAUCCGGCCAGUGGCAAGGGGACUCUGUCCUGGCCUGGCUUACAAUAGUUUUAAAGCUUUCGUUGGCUCUCUGGCCACUAAUAAGUAGGCUUUCCCUACCACUUAGUUCCCAUCUUUGGGUCUGUUCCUUGUCCAGGCGUCUGUCUUUUUUAUACUGAAUUUUUAAUAGUUAUUAAUAAAGUUUUUAAAAUAAAA